This is a messenger RNA of Pelmatolapia mariae (spotted tilapia), 3564 nucleotides long. RefSeq names its product DNA-damage inducible protein 2 (gene ddi2). Gene Ontology annotation, molecular function: protein binding; aspartic-type endopeptidase activity. NCBI's taxonomy places the organism in Eukaryota, Metazoa, Chordata, Actinopteri, Cichliformes, Cichlidae. Bases 149 to 2512 code for a protein of 787 amino acids. The record is from RefSeq and is a predicted model, not a curated record. The transcript has 10 exons. Gene Ontology annotation, biological process: proteolysis.
AGCACGCACGACCGCAAAUUCUGUAUUGCGACAUGCCGAAAAACGGGUUGAAUGAGAUGCAAUACUUGUUUGGCUCUUGUUAAAAGAGAAACUGUGACACCAGGCUUCUUACCACGGACUUGUCCACAGAUCCUGCCCCAAAAAAGCGAUGCUGGUCACCGUUUUCUGCGCGCCGAGGGAUCGCCCAGAAACCACCUUCGCCCUCGAUGUGUCCCCAGAGCUGGAACUGAGAGACUUCGUAGCACUUUGUGAGCUGGAAUCAGGAAUCCCAGCAGGGGAAAUCCAGAUCACAUAUGUUGAACAGCCCCUAAAAGACCUCACUCGUGCCUUGGGGACAUACGGUGUAAAGGAUGGAGACGUGGUGGUUCUCCGGCAAGCUGACAGAAGGCCACCACCGGCUCAGCCCGCCUUCCCAGGUCUGCCCCGUAUUGACUUUAGUUCCAUCACAGUCCCAGGCACCUCUUCUUCAGCCAAUCAACAUGGUGCCGUACGACCACAGCAACAGGCUCCACCGCAGCGUGCCGCACAGCCUUCCACGCCAAUGGCCUUUCGUGGGUCCUCUCCUCAGGGGCUGGACGACCCCGCCUUACUUCAGCAGAUGCUUUUAUCGAAUCCACACGAGCUAUCGCUCCUCAAGGAGAGAAACCCGCCGCUUGCUGAGGCCCUGCUGAGCGGAGACUUAGAGCGUUUCACCAAAGUGCUGCUGGAGCAACAGCAGGAUCGAGCCAAGAGGGAGCAGGAGAGAAUCAGACUUUUGACCGCUGAUCCUUUUGAUUUGGAAGCCCAAGCAAAGAUUGAAGAGGACAUCAGGCAGCACAAUGUGGAAGAAAACAUGACCAUAGCAAUGGAGGAGGCCCCAGAAAGCUUUGGACAGGUGGUUAUGCUGUACAUUAACUGCAAAGUCAAUGGCCACCCUGUGAAAGCUUUUGUUGACUCAGGAGCCCAGAUGACCAUCAUGAGCCAAGCAUGCGCAGAGCGCUGCAACAUUAUGCGACUGGUGGACAGACGCUGGGCCGGGAUCGCCAAAGGAGUGGGCACCCAGAAGAUCAUUGGCAGAGUUCAUUUGGCUCAGGUCCAGAUAGAGGGAGACUUCCUUCCUUGUUCUUUCUCCAUUUUAGAAGACCAGCCUAUGGAUAUGCUGCUUGGCCUGGAUAUGUUGAAGAGACACCAGUGUUCGAUCGACUUGAAGAAGAGCGUCCUCCUGAUCGGCACUACAGGCACAGAAACUCGCUUUUUGUCUGAGGCGGAGCUGCCAGAGUGUGCCCGACUAGCGUACGGCACAGAGGGACGUGAAGAUGCGCGCCCAGAGGAGCUGGCUGACAGAGAACUGGCAGAGGCGCUUCAGAGGUCCAUACAGGAAAGCGACAUGAACUACGUAUCCCAGGAUCCAGGGGGAGAGCUACAGCCUGGAGCCAUAAAGGGGGAUGCUGAAUCAGAUGAGGUGGAGAACAGCUCCAUGCUUCCCCAUUCAGAGGAACUUUCCCCCAUUCAGCCCAUGGAGCAGGAGGUGACAGAGUGUGAUACUGCUGUUACAACGGAAGUCGGUCCAGGUGCUCCCAGGGAACCUGACUCAAUUGAAAUGGAGUCUCCCACUGCUUCUGACAGUGUGGUGUGCUCUGAGAGGGAUCAGCCUGAUGGAGAGCACUGCUCCAGCUCUGAAAGCAUCCCCUCGUUGGCAUCUGCCCUUAGGGAGCUCCAUGAGCUGCUGGUAUCCAACAACUGUGCUCAGUCACAAAAUCGCAGCACCUCCUGCUCUCCUUCAAAUCCAUUCAGGCAGGACACAGACAACAUGUCCCCCGAACCGUGCACCUCAAUCCCCGAAAAUACCCAGCUUACCCCCUCUACUGCCAUUACACCCGGUGCAGAACCAAGUGAUGCCAAAGCCAACUAUGCUGCUGCUGUGUCUGAUGGAGAACCAUCUAAGUGUCUUGCGCCCCACCACUCUGGCCAGGAUGAACAUCUGGGUGGUGAUACAGUAGAGGCUGUGAUUGGACAAGGACCACUAGAGUGUCCACAUAGCUAUGAGGAGAGGAGGGCAGACAGAUGUGGGCAAGAUGAGGCGAGUAACAUCAGCUUUUCUCAGUCUGAGCCAGAGGUUCCACUUGAUCCCCCUGAGGAUCUGGAGUUCAGGGAGCCUCCUGAGGGGCAGCAUGGGAGAGGGGUCGCAGAUGGACAAGCCUCUGGCACCAAUACCCCAGACACCCUAGGCCUCCAAACUGAGCACACUUUCCUCAGCCCUAUGUCAAUGGCAGCGGGCUCACCGGAGGAAGUUUCAAGCAACUUGUCCUCAUCAGUUCCUCCUCUGGCUCAGACUCCCCAGCCUUCAUCUCCAGCCUCUCCUCUCCCUCCUCUACAUCCCUUUAUAGAACAGUUUCCAGCCGAGCACAUCCAGAGAAUCCAGGCAGCAGGCUUUUCUGCCAGGGAGGCUGCAGAGGCACUGGAACAAGCCCAUGGGGUUGUGGAGCUAGCUCUGCUGGCACUUCUAGCCCGCAGUAUCACUGUGCCCACCUAGACUCAAAACCAAUCACGUGAGUCCCUGGCCUCCCAAAUUAGCAUCUGUCUUAUUUGGAACCUUGUUACCAAUCCAGAUGUCUCAGUCCCCCAUUUUUAGCAGGGACCACGUAAAAGAAACAGGGAAAUGCUGUCUCUUGGUUUGUCGUACAGACUAUCCGAGAAGGAACAGGACAACUGCUGAUACUUUUCUGGCUAAAAAGAAAUGUGAGGUGUGUUUGCAUGCAGAUGUUUUGGGUCCUCACCCACUUCAUUGGUUUUUAGAGAUUUGGUAACAUAGAAUGAUUUUCUUCUCGUUUCAUCGUUCAGCAUUGAUAUAUUAUUAAAUGCCCGUUAUUGAUUACUGAACCAUUAAACAUUAUUGUAAUUCCCCCUCUUUGACAUAUCAUACAACUACUCUUGUCUAAUUUGUUAAUCGUCAAUAAAACAAAACAAUCUCAGAGUGGAGUAGCAUUACCCGCUACUCAUACCACAGUAACUUUUGUUUGGUGAGCUUGAGAUUAUUCAGCACAAAUGUGGAUAUUUUAAUGAUUUUUUUUCCUUUUUUGAAUAAAACCUAAUGCAACAACCCAAUGAUGGAAGAACUUUUGCAGUUAAGGAGGGUUGAUCAUUUUUGAUCAAGUUUACAAUUUCCAUUGACAAGGGAAACCCAACAUGUCAAUGUUAUCAUCACUAUAAAAUAACGAGUGGGUUCGCCGUAGUACGAUCAUAAAUGGGAUUGAUUGAUUCAGUAUGUUAUUUACCGAAGGUAUCUUGUACUGUAUGUAUCCACAUUUUUCAACGCUUUGCCAUGUCUAGAUUACAAAUCUGUUUGUAGCUCCCAUUCAGGAAGUCUUUUAUUUUGUGUAAGUUCUUCGUAGUGUGUGAUCAUGUGUUCAAACAUCCAUAUUUUAUUUUAUAAUCUGUUUUAAAAAAAUAAAAAUAAAAAAAUGUCAGACGUUUCAUCAGUAUGUCAUCUAUCGGGACUUUUAAUGGCUUUAUUUGAGUCAUGUACAUUAUCCACAAUGUUCAGGCAGAUUGAAUUAUUUACUUUUAUCUUGUAUGGAAUUUUAA